CUUACUUCAAUUAGUGCAAUAAAUUAGUAAAAGAUAUAAGCGAUCUUCAACCAAUAACGUAGGGUAAAAACACACAUUUGUCAGAAAAUGUCCCUUGUUGCCUACGGUUCGAGUGAUGACAGUGACACAGAUGAUAUUGAGCCAACUAAUAUCAUUACGCAUAAUAUGAAUGCAACGACACCGCAAGUUACAGCGCAUAUUCAAAAUGAAAUCACAGUUCACAAGGCUACAGUAGAACCCCUUCAACUGGCAGACCCUGUGGGUCAGAUAUCAGACUCAGAGGAGGAGAGGGAAGACGAUGACAGGUCCUCUCCGCCUACUGGAGUGCUGUUGAAAGCUCUUCCAGAACCAAAGUCAGGUUCUGCCAACAUUCUGGAUAAGUCUGAUGUUCUUGAAGAUGAGGUGAAAAAGUCAGGUUCUGCCAACAUUCUGGAUGAGUCUGAUGUUCUUGAAGAUGAGGUGAAGCCAAAGGCUUCUCAGGUUGCUGACAUAUCCAAACCAGAACCCAAGAAGAGCCGUCAACCUGUCAAAAUCACCAUACCAGCGUUACCAGAUUCUGAUGAUGAAGAAGGACCUGCUAGGAAGAAAACUCGUCUUGCCCCAUCUGCUGGAAAAAGUGGAUUGACGUCCCUUCUUCCUGCGCCAGUCCAUGGUGCAAAGAAAGAAACUAAUCGGCUUCUCCUGCCCUAUACACUCACAAAGAAAUCUCAACCAUCAACACCAAAACCUCUGCAAUCAAAAUCCCAGUCCACAGGCACUGUAGGCAAAGCCAGCAAUGUAACAACCAGUCUGGCUUCAUAUGGCAGUGACUCUGAUGAAGAUGAGGAGGAGGAUUCACAGCAAUCAAUCAACUUCUUCUCUAUAGACUCCGGUACCAAACAUACUGGUACAAACUCUCACGUGGAACCUGUUGUGGGACCAACUUUACCACCUUUUUCACAGACUUCAGGUCCAGCUGAACCAAGUGUUGUAGCAAGACCAGGUUUGAUCAGAAGUUCAUUGCAUCUUCCCGCCCCUGUGCAUCAAAUUUCAAACUCUGUAAACCAUUUAAGCAACAGCGAAAGUGUGUCCCGACAAAUCUUAAGUGCAGAUAUUGACGCUGAAGUCAUAUCCGAAGAUAUUGACUCAGCCAAUGGUAGUCUUGCUGACUUAGCCGGGAUUGCUGGGGCAGUCAGAGCAGAUGCACCGUUGGUGUUCAGGGGUGGCGUCACUAGUAGGAACCCCAGUAUCCCCCUGUCUGCAGGGCCAGUGGGGCCAAUGUUGCCCAGUAUGUCUAUGAACGAGGGUUAUGAUGUGGGCUAUGGUGCCGGCAGCUACCCAGAGGCAGAAGAUGUUGAAUCCUAUGAACAAGAUCAAGAGUUCCUGCGUUUACAAGGCAAACAGAAGAGGGGGCGUGAAGAGAUCAACAUUAUAGAUGUGAACGCAGAUGAUUUCACAGACCCCUCUGAAAUCACGAAGCAUUUGACUGAGGAGCAGUCCUACCAGUCCCAUCGGAAGAAGGACGACCAGCCCUCCUCUCAACAACGACGCAAACACCAGAUUGGCUAUCUAGCCUUCCAGGCCAAGGAGCGUGAGUUGGAGUUGAAGAACCAGUGGUCCCAAAACAAGAUGACCCGCAAACAGACCCAGGCCAAGUAUGGGUUCUAAAAUCAGAGCAACAGUCACCAUCUGGUGUUGUCUUGGAGACAUUUAGUAGAAUGAUCAGAAGCUGACAUUGUUUUUUGGGAGUAACAUUUUGAGAAAUGUUCACAAAAUCAAAUUGUCUUGGAGGUAUUUUGAAGAAUGUCAGCAACUGACAUUUUCUUAGAAACAUUUUGUGGAAUGUUCAGAAAUUAACAUUGUCAUUGAGUCAUUAAGGAAAUGUUCACAACUAACAUUUGUCUUGGAGACAUUUUGUGGAUUGUUCAGCUUUUCAAAUUGUCUUGUGAGACAUUUUGUGAUAUUGUCAUCAAUUCACAUCAUCUUAGAUUUUUUAGCGAUUCUGUUUUCGGAGAAAACAUGAGCUAUUGUCAUAGCCAGCUCGUCGUUUGCCGUCCGCCGUAGUCGUAGUGCUAAAACCUUAACAUUGGCCAUAACUUUUUAAAUAUUGAAGAUAGUACCUUGAUAUUUGGCAUGGAUGUGUAUCUCAUGGAGCUGCACAUUUUGAGUGGUAAAAUUUCAAGGUGAACAUCAUCCUUCAAGGUCAAGGGUGCAAAAAACAAAGUCAAGGGAAGUAAUAAGCUUUAAAUGGACAAAGUUAUCUGACCUGCCCAAGUAUAAAUUUUUGUUAAAUAAAUCAAAGCGGCGCAGUAGGCAACAUUGUGUUUCUGACAAACACAUUGUGGUAAAAGGUCAAGGUCAUCCUUUACGGUCUACGGUAAAUAAUACAGAUUUAAGGGAAGUAAUAAGCUUUAACAAUGGAGAAAAUUAUUCAAUAUUGAACAAAGCCACUUUAUAUAUUUGGCAUGCAUGUGUAUCUCAUGGAGCUGCACAUUUUGAGUGGUAAAUCUACAGUCACGGUAGUGGCUUUUAAUUAUUUGCUACUAAAAAUAGAUUUGUUACAGACAAUUAUUUUCAAGGGAAGUAAUUUAUAUAAUUAUAAAUCUUAUAUUAUAUAUUUCCUUACCAAGAAUUGAAGUUCUUUUCACAGUUACUGUACAGAUUUAUUAUUUUGAUUAUUUAUAACCCAAAUGAUUGAUUUGUCAAAGUUUUUUUUAAAUGAUAUAAUUAUAAUUUCUUUGAUGUUCAUUACAUACCUGUGGACUUAUGUACAUAGAUACAUUAUCAAGUCUGGCUAUGAUCUCUUUUAAACCACAGGCCUUGGUUGUCAGUGAUGUCUGACAUGGUCAUAAUUGACUGUGAGACCCUCCCCACCCACCCACCCACUCUGAUUGGAUUGGACAAAAUUCAAGGGAAGUAAUAACCUUUAAAGGGAGAUUAUUUCUAUACCUGCAAAAUGAUAAAUAGAAAUUUUAUUUCAAUGCCGUGCAGUAGAGGGCAUUGUGUUUCUGACAAACACAUCUCUUGUUGGGUCACUUAGUCAAAGGUCAAGGUCACUGUGACCUCUAAAAAAAACAAACUGACAAGCUUUCGCAGCCGAGCGUGGCACCCGUUAUGUGGUGCUCUUGUUUUUCUGUGGAAUGUUCAGCAACUGACAUUGUCUUGGCAACAGUUUGUGGUCUUUUCAGCCAAUCUUAUCGUCUUGAAGACAUUUUGUGUAAUGGUCAACAACUGACAAUGUUUUGUGGAGACCUUAAGUGCUCUUUGAGUAACGUUUUAUAUGAUUGUUAAUGUGAUUUAAAUAAAAUUGUAUUAUGAAUGUUAAUGUUAAAUUUCAUGCAGGGAAUUUACGUUCUGCAGAAAAUAAACGCUGCUGUUAA
This is a messenger RNA of Dreissena polymorpha, 3359 nucleotides long. Its product is annotated as proline-rich protein PRCC-like. The transcript is spliced from 7 exons. Bases 88 to 1647 code for a protein of 519 amino acids. The record is from RefSeq and is a predicted model, not a curated record. Lineage: Eukaryota; Metazoa; Mollusca; Bivalvia; Myida; Dreissenidae. Gene Ontology annotation, cellular component: nucleus.